Messenger RNA from Pseudomyrmex gracilis, 3181 nucleotides. Its product is annotated as DNA repair and recombination protein RAD54B-like. Gene Ontology annotation, cellular component: nucleus. The coding region runs from base 78 to 2945 and encodes 955 amino acids. Lineage: Eukaryota; Metazoa; Arthropoda; Insecta; Hymenoptera; Formicidae. Gene Ontology annotation, molecular function: DNA translocase activity; ATP binding; ATP-dependent chromatin remodeler activity. Gene Ontology annotation, biological process: reciprocal meiotic recombination; double-strand break repair via homologous recombination. The transcript is spliced from 13 exons. The record is from RefSeq and is a predicted model, not a curated record.
GCUGUUGAUUACUGUGUAAAUUGAAAUUAUGUGAAUAUAUUUGUUUACUGUGUUUUAUCUCGGAUUCUGAAUUAGUUAUGAACCGGCACAAACCCGUGAGGGGAUUCACGUCCCCGUUAAUUGCUCAACCGCGAUCGGACAUCAAGAAAAAUGAGGUAUUCGCAAAUGUAACGAAAACACCGGUUGAUUUGACAAACUCCCAAAGCAAAUCCUUUAGAAGCAACUCGCAGAUUUUGAAUUUGUUCGUAACGUCGAAGGAAGAAUGCGAUACUGACAACACUGAAGUAAAAAAUAAAUCGUCGAAAAAAUUGAAUGCUUCUGUUUGCGUGACUAAUGUGUCAGCUGCUGAUUCACUCGAAACAGGAACAAAAAAUGUGUUUAAUGUGGUGUAUGGCAAAGUAACUUCAAAGAAGCAUAAAACAUGGGAAGGCGAUGGUCUGUUAGAAGUGACUGGAAAAAGUGCAGUUCUUAAGGACCUGGAUGGUAAAAUUAUGGGAAGAACUACUGUCACUUCUAGUGAUGUUGCGGAAGGUUUCAAAUUGAUUAUUGGAAACAAAGAAAUUGAGAUUAUAGACCGAGCAUCACAAGAAUUAUCUGUAGUAAAAAAGAUUCCUGAGAAAAUUAUAGAGAAACCAUCCCAAACAAAAUUCAAAGCAUUAGUGUCUCUAAAAGAGCAAGAUGCUACAAUUCACAAAGAAAAGACAUCUACUGUUGAUUUACCCCAAUCAGAUACAAAAAUCAUAUUUAAUGUAACAUAUGGCAAAAUAACUUCAAAGAAGCAUCAAACAUGGGAUGAUGAUGGUUUGUUAGAGGUAAUUGGGAAAACUGCAGUUCUUAAGAACUUGAAUGGUAAUGUUAUUGGAAAAACUAAACUUAAUCCCAGUAAUAUAGUAAAAGGUUUCAGACUGAUUAUAGGGAACAAACAGAUCGAGAUUGUAGAUCAAGUGUCACAAGAGUUAUGUGUAUCAAAGAAAAGUCCUGAAAAAGAAGAAGUGAAAGAACCAUUAGCAAAAAAAUUUAAAUUAUCAACAACACAUACCUUUAUGCCUCUGCUAUCAUCUUCAAAAAGACUGAUAUUGAAUUGUGAGCCUUUAGUGAUGCCACACGUGAAUCUUGUACGGGAGAGCCAAGAGGAUUCAGAAAAAGAGCACGAAGUUUCAGUUGAUUUUUGCUUGGCAACGAAACUUAGAGAACACCAACGUCACGGAAUUGUGUUUCUUUAUGAAUGUUUAAUGGGACUGAGAUUACCGAAUUAUUUCGGUACAAUUUUAGCUGACGAAAUGGGACUUGGCAAAACUAUACAGUGUAUCACAUUAAUCUGGACAAUGUUGAAAAAGGGUCCAUAUGGUAAACCGAUUGUGAAACGCGUGCUAAUAAUUACACCGAGUAGUUUGUGCGACAAUUGGAACAAGGAGUUCGUUAAAUGGUUAGGCAGUCACAGAAUAUUUCCAUAUGUUGUGGAUGGAAAAAAUAAACCUAAGGAUUUCACUAAAAAUCCCGGAAAUUCAGUAAUGAUUAUCAGCUACGAAAUGUUCAGCAGAUGUCACACGGAAAUCAGCGAGAUUACAUUUGAUUUGAUCGUGUGUGACGAAGGUCACAGACUGAAGAAUAGCAAUGUAAAAGCGGCAAAAUUGUUACACGAAAUGGAAUGCAAAAGACGAAUUAUCUUAACGGGUACUCCCAUACAAAAUGAUUUGAAGGAAUUUUAUGCACUUGUCGAUUUCGUUAAUCCAGGUAUUCUCGGUACUUCUGUUGAAUACAAAAGUUAUUACGAAGAUCCUAUUGUCGCGUCUCAGUGUCCUCGCGCGGACGAAGAGAUCCUCAGUCUGGGUAACGAGAGAGCUACGGAAUUACACGAACGCACCAAAGUAUUUAUCCUAAGACGUACACAGGAAACAAUAAACAAAUAUCUACCGUGUAAAUACGAAAUAGUUUUAUUCUGUUGUCUAUCCAACAAGCAACAAUAUUUAUAUACUCGAAUUAUUGACGCUUGGUUCGACAAGAUUUGUAUAGAUAAAAGCAACAAUCAUUUGUCCGUUAUUACCGCUCUCAAAAAAGUUUGCAAUCACCCGAACCUGCUGAUAAACGAGAACGAAAAUACGCUACAAGACAUUUUGCCGAAUGAGAUGCAAAUAAAACGAGACGAAACAUUUGCCGACUAUUGCGGUAAAAUCACGAUCGUGCGGACACUGAUGAGAAACUUGAAGAAGACUGACGAGAAAUUAGUACUGGUUUCUUACUAUACACGAACACUCGAUCUUCUCGAAACUGUAUGCAAUAUGGAAAAAUUAAAGUUCUUACGAUUGGAUGGCAGUACUUCAAAUUCGACACGGUCGAAAGUUAUCGAGCAAUUUAACAUGCGAACAAACGACGAUAAGGUCUUCUUACUAAGUGGAAAGGCAGGUGGAGUAGGUUUGAAUUUGCCUGGAGCGUCCAGACUUAUUUUAUUCGAUUCCGAUUGGAAUCCUGCGUCUGAUGUACAAGCUAUGGCAAGAAUUUGGAGAGACGGUCAAAAGAAAGACGUUUACAUUUACAGAUUAUUGACAACAGGUACAAUAGAAGAAAAAAUAUAUCAAAGACAAAUUAGUAAAGCUGGUUUGAGCGAAUCUGUGGUGGAUCUAAACCAUCUUGGUUCUUUAAAAUUAUCAACUUCAGAAUUAAAGGAUUUGUUUACUCUUACAACUGAUACAGUCUCAUUAACGCACGAUUUAAUGAAUUGCUCAUGUUCUGGAAAGAACAAUGAACACAUCUCUUCAGAGAACUUAAACAAUGAAAACACGGAAAGUCAAUUUGUACAGAAACCAUCUCGCCACAAUUUAACUAUUAACCAACUUCUACGUUGGCAUCACUACAAACAGCCAAUUCCAAGUGACAUUAUGCAGAAUGUCUUGUUAGAGGAAGCGAAUGAAAAGAUAACAUUUAUGUUUAUAAAUUCUACAAGAUAAGAAACUAUAAGAAAGGUAACGAGCAAGAAAACAGAUUUGUUUUCUUGCUCGUUUGCGACCUUAUUUACCUUUCUUAUUGUUUAUAUUCACAAGCGAGAUUUCUAUCUUUCUAUAUAAGAAACUAUGUUUAGAUAAAUGAGAAAUAUAAAAGUACACACAUUUUAGAAGAUAAAACUUACAAAUUUAUAUUUUUUUCUAACGUAAUAUUUCUUACAAAAUAUUGUUCCUCUUUUUCU